This is a messenger RNA of Rhineura floridana, 6506 nucleotides long. It is a transcript of the gene SMARCD3, whose product is annotated as SWI/SNF related, matrix associated, actin dependent regulator of chromatin, subfamily d, member 3. Gene Ontology annotation, biological process: regulation of transcription by RNA polymerase II. The transcript is spliced from 13 exons. Lineage: Eukaryota; Metazoa; Chordata; Lepidosauria; Squamata; Rhineuridae. Gene Ontology annotation, cellular component: nucleus; SWI/SNF complex. The coding region runs from base 542 to 1996 and encodes 484 amino acids. The record is from RefSeq and is a predicted model, not a curated record.
GCACUGGCUGCUCCCUCCGCAGGUAAGGGAGGGGGGAAGGCCGAGUGCAGAAGCCGCUUAGACCUCCAUCUCCGCGCCAGGGUGUCUGCGGGUGGUGGCGCUUCGCUGCAUGCUCCCAUAUUCCAAACGUCAUGCUGGGUGGCCAGUGACCCGCGGCGUCAUCUCGCAGACCUCGCCCCGCCCGACACUGCGUGCCUGCGGAGACCCUUGCCCCACGUCCCAAAGGGCCGCCUCGUGACGGGCGGCGACCGAUGCUGCGCGGGAGUGCGGCCGCGGUUUCGCUCGGCUCUGCAGCGUCGCGCAGGCGCUCGGCGCGAAAGAAGCCGCUGCCCCGGCCCGCACGAAGCCCUCACGAGAGAUGGAUGUUGACCUCCUUGCCGAGCGAAGGCAAUUGCCGCCGCCAAGCUGCGCGUGCGAUCGGGCCCCGCGCUGCCGCUCCGCCGUGGCGUGAGAAGACGAGGAAGCCAGGAGGUCUGAAUGCCGGGCAACUUGGCCGCACGUGACCUGCCCCGCCCCGCCCGGCCUGGCACAGCGUCCUGGGAUGCCAUCAGGUGCUCGCAUGCCCCAUCAGGGGGCUCCAAUGGGUCCCCCAGGCCCCCCCUAUGUUGGGAGCCCUUCUGUGCGCCCCGGGAUGCCCCAGGCCGUGAUGGAGCCAACGCGCAAGCGGGCAGCCCCACAGCAGGCCCCGCAGCAGGCAGCCCAGCAGCAGCAGGCGGCAGCAACAGCUCAGAACCGCCCCAGGAGUGCCAAGAGGAGGAAAAUGGCUGACAAAAUACUCCCUCAGAGGAUCCGGGAGCUAGUACCUGAGUCUCAAGCCUACAUGGACCUCUUGGCUUUCGAGCGUAAGCUGGAUCAGACGAUCAUGCGAAAGCGAGUGGACAUCCAGGAGGCCCUGAAGAGACCGAUGAAGCAAAAGCGGAAGCUGCGGCUCUACAUCUCCAACACCUUCAACCCUGCCAAAUCGGAUGCUGAUGAUUCAGAUGGCAGCAUAGCCUCUUGGGAGCUGCGUGUGGAGGGCAAACUCCUUGAUGAUCUCAGUAAGCAGAAGAGGAAGUUUUCCUCUUUCUUCAAGAGUUUGGUCAUUGAACUGGACAAGGAUCUGUAUGGACCAGACAAUCAUCUUGUGGAGUGGCACAGGACUCCCACCACGCAGGAGACAGACGGUUUCCAGGUGAAGAGGCCAGGGGAUGUCAGUGUGCGCUGCACCCUCCUGCUCAUGCUGGAUUACCAGCCCCCCCAAUUUAAGCUCGAUCCCCGCCUGGCCCGCCUCCUGGGGAUCCACACACAGACACGCUCUGCCAUUAUCCAAGCGCUGUGGCAGUACAUCAAGACGAACAAAUUGCAGGACUCCCAUGACAAAGAAUACAUCAGUUGUGACAAAUACUUCCAGCAGAUCUUUGAUUGCCCACGGCUAAAGUUUUCUGAAAUCCCACAGAGGCUGACUAACUUGCUGCUGCCGCCAGAUCCCAUCGUCAUCAACCAUAUCAUCAGCGUGGACCCCAACGACCAGAAGAAAACAGCUUGCUAUGACAUCGACGUGGAAGUGGAAGAUCCCUUGAAGGGGCAAAUGAGCAGCUUCCUUCUCUCGACAGCAAAUCAGCAAGAGAUCACAGCCCUGGACAAUAAGAUUCAUGAAACAAUCGAAUCCAUCAACCAGUUAAAGAUACAGCGAGAUUUUAUGCUGAGCUUCUCGAAAGACCCCAAAGGGUACAUCCAAGAUCUUCUUCGAUCCCAGAGCAGGGAUCUCAAGGUGAUGACAGAUGUGGUGGGGAACCCUGAGGAGGAGCGGAGGGCAGAGUUCUACCAUGAGCCCUGGUCCCAGGAGGCUGUGAGCAGGUACUUCUACUGCAAGGUAAGAAGUGGGCUGGAGGCAGGCUGGGCUGGCGGGAGGGGGUGCCCUCCUUGCCCCCCACCCCCACUAUGUCUCCUUUUGCUCUUUCAGAUCCAGCAGCGCCGGCAAGAGUUGGAGCAGAGUCUGGGUGUGCGCAACACAUAAAUGGCUGGCGCACAGCCUUGCUGGCUUACUCCCGAGCUGAGCCAGUGGACUGAUCAGUGUUCUGUAGCUCCUUGUCCCAUAGAGUGUGGACCUGCUUUGUGAUUGGUCAAGGAAACUCCCACCCGCAGCAUGAGCGUUGCCAGCUUUGGAGUGUGUUUUGCCUCAUAACCUUCCUGUUGCUCAGACCGUUCCAGGCCAGAAGGUGGCAAAGGUCUCUCCUCACAUUGGUCACACACGUGUUUUGUUGCUGGAGAAUGAAGCCCCCCUCCCCCCUCCCCCCAUGGCACACAGGAAUUGCUUCAGACUCAAACUUGAAAGGGACAAGGGGCUGAGCAGCCCAGAGGUUUGGCCUGAUGCUCCCAAAUCUCUCUCUGGGCCUCUGGAUUCAUGGUGCACUGCUCUCAGGUGGCCUCACUUUGUGCCCCUGUGCUGGGCUACUUGUGGCAGCUGAUGGAGGCUGCAGAGAGACCUGGAAGUGGGUGCUGCAGCCCUCACCUGGAUGGCUGUGGGGAGUAGAGCCUCCUGGGCAGAGCCCUCUUGUGCAAAUCUGCCUCUUGGUUCCAGGCUGUUCAUCCUCCGCUUGUUCCUCUGGCAAGGCCGAAGACGGGCAAAGAGGCAAGGGGUCUGGCCCCUCCCUCUACAAGCCCCCACCCAUUUCCCCCGAUGGUUGUCAGACAAGGCUUGCCCUGGCCUUUCUCCCUAUUGGCACAAGGUGGGUGCUGUGGCAGUCCAUACCAGUUCCCAGGGUUGCCACCCAGCAAGUGUCACAUGUGAAGCCCGGUUUUGUGGGGAGGGGGGAUUCCAGAUCUCCUCCCCCGAGUGUCUUCCUGCCUUCUUCAUGAGCAAGACAGUUAUUUCUUUUUGAAAUUUGCUGCUACGGCAGAGGUGGGCAUUAAGCCCCUCCUGGUCUUGCCAGGAAGGCUGCCACUACUCCCUUUGCUUUGGGCCAGCACAGCCAGGCUGUCUUAAUUUAUCCUUCACCAUUCGGGCAUGUCUGCUCCACGGCAGAUGGAGCUGGGACGCUCGCCUGCCUGCCCAAAGUCUUGCUUGACGCUUCCUGUUGUAACCAUCAGCAAACCAGUGUCUCUUGCUGUGGCUGAUGGAACCUGAGCUCUUGGGGCCUGUUUGUGGGACAUGCAAAGCUACCCCUGAGGGGUGCAAGGUGGGGCCAUGGUACAGCAAAGGGCUGCCCUUCUUCCCUUUGUCAGCUGGGUCACGUGCUGAGUGAAGCAAAGGCAGCAAGACCAUAGAGAGACUGAGCACAAGAUGCCGGUUCCCAAAUCCCAGAUGUCGUGUGGAGAUGUACACUCAUUUUGCUGCUGCCCCUCUCCCCCCUACCAAUUAGGAGGGCUAGGGCUGGACUUCAGGGGGUCCUUGGCAGGUGGCUGCUGGUGGGCCCCCAAUUCCCCCCUACCUGGCCGUGAGUAUGCAGUGUUCUUCCUGCUGCUGCAGCACCUCCCACCCACCCACCCACCCACCCACAUAGCUGCUGCCUGCCCCCAAUGGCAUUUUAAGGAUGGGUGGUUGGUUGGUUGGGUGAGUGGUGCUGCCACUUUUAAAGUAUCUUUAUUGUUAUGGUCAAUGACCAGCAUGGUGCCACUUUUAAAUAGGAACUAAGCUUGGCUGUCCUCUGUGCUAGCUGACUGCCAUCUUAAUUUACCCCAAACACAGUGACCCCAGCUCUGUAAAAAGCUCUAGAUUUUAUAUAUCUGUAAGCUGUAGCAUUGCAUUUUGGGUGAACUAAGAUAGCGGCUGUGGUCAUUGCAGCUGAGCUUUGUUCCCUUUCCAAGUGGUGCCGUACCUCCACCUCAGGCUGGUGAGGGGCCCUUAUGAGCCCAAGGGGCUCUUGGCCCAUGCCUAUGCUGGCCUAUUGCUGGUACUGGGCCUGCCUUUUGCAUCUCCUCCCAAACAAAAAAAAACUACCCCCCCCAGUGCUGGGAUUACUGCCCCAUUUGCUGCCAAGAUGAGGCAUAUGGAUGCCAUGGUGCCAACUGUUCCCCAGCUGCAUGAGCAAUGAUGGUUCCAUUCUGUAUGUGUGGCACAAGCAGGUAGUCUGGGACAAGAGGAGCCUGCCCAACCUUCUUUGUUGCAGCUUUGCAGACCAUGGCUGGGGCUCUGGCUGGCUCCUCACUGGUGCCCUGAGCUGUUCUGGCUUCAGCUCAGCCGAUUCUGCUCUUGAUCCAGGGCAGCCUGGCACCCCCAGAGAGACCUGCACAACGUGGAGUUUCAGUAGGAAGACACAAAGCUAGACUGAAGAUGAGGGUGCUCCUGUGUGGCCUUUUCAGCCUGGUGCUUUCCUGUGGAUAGGCCAGAUAUGGGGGCCAUAGCUCAGUGCCAGAGCACUGCUUGCCUGCAAAAGGCUCCUAUUCAAGUCUUUGUCACCUCUGCUUGGCCUGGGAAAGACCUCCCCCUAAACCCCUGGAGGGUGAAGUCAGUGUUGAGCUGAGUGAACUGAUGGGCUGAGAUGCGAUAAGGCAGCUUCCGUACCUUCCACUGCCCCCCCCCGGCCACUAUCAAAGCUGAAUGGCUCCAUUUCUAAAUGUGUGGAUGUCAUUUUUGUGGCUGUGCAGUAGCUGUGAGCCUCCCUUGGACACUCCAGUGACGAAGAGGUCACAAUCUAGUGGGGUGUGGUGUUGAUUGGCUGAAGCUGGCAGUGACUCUGGCACUUUGUGGCGUUUGCAGGGGAAAGAGGGAUCCUUUGCAUGGCCCAAAAGCCCAGAUUGGAAUGCUUUUGGCAGAGGCCGGGUGUCAUUUUGCCAACCCCCACCAGAGGGCAGGGCUUGUGUGGUUUGUGCUGUUAUUUGGCUAAGAAUUUGCCCACCUGUGCUGCCACCUCCUCCAACCAAUGCAGGACGCUCAAGCACUAUUUGACACCGUAGGGUGAGGGGAUCACGUGGCUGGUUGUUCCCUUUUCCCUGGUACAGACUGGGCUCUCUUCUAACCCCUUCUUGCCCAGGGGCUGGUGCUGCAUGGCAAAACUCCUGGGGGGAGGGCAGCUGCCCAACCUGCCUCGACAGAGGCUUCAAAGAAACCCGCACCAUGUCUAAAUCAGCAGGCUGGUAUGUCCUUGGAGCAGUUGCAUGAGCAGGCUCUAUGUGGCACUCUGCAGCUUGAAAGGGUCAGUGUGUUGGCAGAAGACGGUGAGAGGAGGCACGCCUGGCUAAAGAGAGAGAUUACCUCCCUGGAGCAACAACAGAUGGGUGGCAGGGAGGGGGUUAAGGGGCAUGUGGCUUAUAGCUGGUCUUGAUCCUCUGGCAAAUGCAAAAUACUUUCAAUGUCCUCAAUCCCUCCCUUGUGUUCAACUCAGUCCAACUUCAGUCUUGGGAAAGGUGUUCUAGAACAGCUCCCAGAGAAGAAGAGGCAAACACUAACAGCAGCAGCAAAGGAGCAGCCUGGCCUCCAAGUGACAUCGAGUCCCUCCUCUUUGCAGCUCUAUGCCAGCUGUAGGGGGGCCAUUUGGAUCUUGCAUGCAUGUGCUUGCAUCAGAGUAGCAGACUUUGCAGAAGAGCGGCAGCCAGAAAAGUGGCCAGCAGUCAAGACACCCUAAUCAUGGUCUGCCCCAAAUCAUGCCCAGCUCCAGGUCUCUUAGAGGGAAAGCUAAUGUCAACAAGUACUGCUUCAGCUGAGGCACUGACUGCCACUGGACUGCUCCACUACAGAGCUGGCACCAUCCGCAAAGCAUGAUGGCCAAUGAAACCAUCUCUGUACUGUACUGAUAGAGGGACAGGUAGGGGAAGACCUUUGUAGCUUGGUGGAUAAUAGUGUCAAAGACCACCCACUUGGCAAAUUUAGCAAAAUACAGGGGGUUAUAGUUAAUACACACACACUUGCCUAUGCCAAACUGGGCACCGCUGCCACAUCAACCCAGCCAGGACCGAAGGGGGUCAGUUAGGAACCUGGAAGGGUUCCCUCCCUGGUGCAAUGAGCCAAGGAUUACACACCACAGGUCCACCAGGUUGGCUAUAAGAAGCACACAAUAAUUCCCAGGCUCAGUGGCCUGUGAGUGGAAGCACCUGCAACGCCUCCAUGGCAGCUGCUUGCAGAGGGGGCCUGUGGGGGGGGGGUGGAAGAGGCAAAGGCAGAGACUGCGCUCCACUUCCCCCUUCUACAUCCACAGGGAGCUGUUUUACCAACAGCCUUUCUUCAAAUGUUGUUGGUUGUGGGCAAGAUGUUGCCCAUAGGCAAAAGCCCCCCCCCCAAGCUGGGGGUGGUGUGGAAAGAAAAGCAGAUUCUGUUCCUGAGAAGGAAAUCCCAUUUCUAUAACUAACUGCUCUGUUCAUCUCCAGUUUCAGUGUCUCUUAACAAGUCAUUUUGGAGGAGUGGCAGCAGUGAUGCUCAUAAAUCCUCCCCUGCACCAGUACCCACUUGGGCACCUAUCCUUGGAAAGUGGAGGGUGGGGGGGGGGAGAGGAAGGCACAAACUCCCAUCAUCUGUCCUCAGUGGCUGUCCAUGUCUUUGUUGUUCGGUGCUGAGUGAUUUGUAGAAAAGCUUUUAAAUAAUAAAGAUUUUG